AGAAGUGGCUGUUAAGUAAUGAAAGCAAAGAAACAGAGGAUGCUGUGUUUGAGUUUCAUUAAUUGAGAUAACAGACAACAUAAGUGUGAUGAAGAUGGCAGCAAGUGGUUCAGAGUCUCCAAAGUCAGACGAAAGUGUAUCUUUUGAAGAGAUGUUCGUAACAUUCGCCAAAUUCGGAGACAGCAAAAAUGCGGGAGACGCAAUUACCCUUUCAAACAGUGACAAAUGGUUUAAGCAGGCUAAAGUAAUCGAUGGGAAAAAAAUCACCACAACUGAUACUGGCAUCUAUUUCAAACAAGUUGCAAAAGUUAAGAAAACAUUGAACCUGAAUGAAUACAACCAAUUCUUGGAAAAUAUCGCCAGAAACAAGAAAAUGGACGUGGCAGACAUAAAAAAGAAACUUUCUAGUUGUGGAUCACCUGGAACGUCAUUAAAAUCCACU
Molecule: messenger RNA, 442 nt
Organism: Limulus polyphemus (Atlantic horseshoe crab)
Lineage: Eukaryota; Metazoa; Arthropoda; Merostomata; Xiphosura; Limulidae
Product: TPPP family protein CG45057-like
Exons: 3
Biological process (GO): positive regulation of protein polymerization; microtubule bundle formation; microtubule polymerization
Cellular component (GO): microtubule
Molecular function (GO): tubulin binding
Source: RefSeq, a predicted model, not a curated record